CUUCGUUCUUUUCUUUCUUUUUUAAUUGACACUCAGAUUCUGUGAAGGAUUUAAAAAAAAAAAAAAAAGGGGGGGAAAUCCAGGAUUGUGCGUCUUUUCUGCGCGGCUCCUGUGGCUCAUCGGGACUGGAGCAGGGCAGCAUGGAGCCGGCCUGGCUUCUUGGAUGUAUUGGGGAUGUUUGGGAGGCGCUGGUGCUGAUGCUGAGGAGGAGGAGGAGGAGGAGGAGGAGGAGGACGGGAGCAUCCUACCUGCUGCUGCCGCUUCUGCUGCUCUGCUGGGUGCUGGAUGCUCACACCACAGCGCACGCCGCCGAUGCCUCGUCGUCCUCCUCGCCGUCCGGCCUGGGGGGUUUUGUGGACUUCACUUUCACGCGGGAGCCUCAGGACUCGGUGACGGUGCGAGGCGGCGUGCUGCAGCUGGACUGCCAGGCGCAGUCGGACGCGGCGGGAGGACUCCCCACCAUCACGUGGCGUAAAGACGGCGUGCUGCUGAGCACGGUGGUGGACGAGCGGCGGAGGCAGCUGGCUAACGGCUCGCUGCUGGUGCAGAACGUGGUGCACUCGCGGCACCACCGGCCCGAUGAGGGGGAGUACCAGUGCCUCGCCACCCUGGAAGGACUGGGAAGCAUCGUGAGCCGCAGAGCGAAGGUCACAGUCGCUGGUCCUCUGAGGGUGGUCGUCCCCACCGAGUCCGUCUCCUCCUACCUGGGCGACACCGCCCUGCUGCGCUGCGAGGUGUCCGGAGACCCCACGCCGGUCAUCCGCUGGCAGAAGAACCGGGACGACCUGCCGCUGGCCUUCGAGCCCGAGUCGCGGCUGGCCGUGCUGCCGUCCGGCUCGCUGCAGGUGAGCCGCGUCCAGCCCCCGGACUCGGCCACGUACCGCUGCCUGGCCGACAACCCCGGCAGCACCCGGACGGGGACGGACGCCGAGCUGCGCGUGCUCCCAGAACCCGGACUGAACCGCAGCCUGCAGUUCCUGCAGCGUCCGUCCAGAGUGACGGCCCUGCUGGGAACGGACGCCGUGCUGGAAUGUUCCGCUUCGGGAUACCCGACUCCCAGCAUCCAGUGGAGGAGAGGGGAGGAGCUGAUCCAGAGCUGGAACAAGAAGUACUCUUUACUGGCCGGAAGCAACCUGGUCAUCAGGAGCGUGACGGACGACGACUCCGGCACGUACAGCUGCACGGCCGCCAACAAGAACCACAACAUCACGGCGCAGGCCGAGCUCGGCGUGCUGGUGCCUCCUCAGUUCCUCAACUACCCGACCAACACGUUCGCCUACGAGUCCACCGACAUCGAGCUGGAGUGCGCCGUGACAGGCAACCCGCCGCCGACCGUCCGCUGGGUGAAGAACGGAGAGGAAGUCAUCCCCAGCGACUAUUUCCAGAUCGUGGACGGCAGCAACCUGCAGAUUCUGGGCUUGGUGAAGUCCGACGAAGGAUUCUAUCAGUGUGUGGCUGAAAACUCUGCCGGCAGCUCGCAGGCCAUGGCUCAGCUCCUGCUCCGAGAGCCAGUGUCCCCCAGCCCGGGCGUUGCCCUCCCCUCUGCCCCCCGCGACCUGGUCCCUGUCCUAGUGUCCAGCCGAUUUGUCCGCCUCAGCUGGCGCCCCCCAGAGGAGGCCGAAGGAGCCGUGCAGACUUACGGCGUGUACUAUUCUCAGGACGGAGUGGAGAGGGAGCGAUCGGUGAACGUGUCGGAGCCCGAGUCUUUGGAGCUGACCGUCUCCAACCUGAAGCCAGAGGAGAGCUACAGCUUCAGGGUCGUCGCUUACAACCACGUGGGGCCUGGAGAGAGCUCCGCCCCCCUGAAGAUCACCACCAAGCCUGACCUCCAGGUACCCAGCAGGGUGGAGUCCCUCCAGGCAGUGGCUCUGUCUCCCACCUCGGUCCAGGUCAGCUGGGAGCCGCCCAGUCAUCCCAACGGUCCCAUUCUGGGAUACCGACUGCUGUGGACCGAGAGCCCGUCGGGCAAAGAGCAGAAUGUGGAGGUGACUGGACUCAACUACAAGAUGGAGGGCCUCAACAAGUUCACGGAGUACACGGUUCGAGUUCUGGCCACCAACCGCUACGGAUCGGGCACGGCCACGGACGGCGUCAGCGUCACCACCCUGUCGGACGUGCCCAGUGCUCCUCCUCAGAACAUCAGCCUGGAGGUGGUCCUGUCCAGGAGCAUCAAGGUGUCAUGGCAGCCGCCUCCUCGCACCGCUCACAACGGCGUCAUCACCGCCUACAAGAUCAAGUACCGCAAGACCGGUCGCCGUGGAGACCAGGAGGCCAUCGAGCCCAACAACUUCUGGUACCUGUUCACAGGUCUGGAGAAGGGCAGUCAGUACAGUUUCCAGGUUGCGGCCAUGACGGUGAACGGCUCCGGUCCAGGCAGCGACUGGUUCACCGCCGAGACGCCGGAGAACGACCUGGAUGAGAGUCAGGUUCCCGACCAGCCCAGCUCUCUGCACGUCAGACCGCUCCCCAACAGCAUCAUCAUGUCCUGGACGCCACCGCUCAGCCCCAACAUCCUGGUCCGAGGGUACAUCAUUGGAUAUGGAGUGGGAAGUCCCUAUGCGGACACGGUCAGGGUGGACAGCAAGCAGAGAUACUACUCCAUUGAAAACCUGGAGCCCAGCUCCCACUACGUGAUCUCCUUGAAGGCCUUCAAUAACGCCGGAGAGGGAGUUCCUCUGUACGAGAGCGCUGUCACCAGAUCGCUGACAGACCCCAUUGACCCCUCUGAGGACGACCUCUUCCACCUCUUUGAUAAAUACCCCACUCCCAUGCCAGACACCAGCACUCCCAUGAUCCCCCCGGUGGGGGUCCAAGCCGUCGCUCUGUCCUCAGACUCGGUCCGGGUGUCCUGGGCCGACAACUCCAUGACCAAGAACCAGAAGACGUCCGAGGUCCGGUACUACUCGGUCAAGUGGAAAACCAGCUACUCCACCAGCGGGAAGUACAAGUCUGCAGACACCACCGCUCUCAGCCACACCGUCACCGGCCUCAAGCCCAACACCAUGUACGAGUUCGCCGUCAUGGUGACCAAAGGACGCAAGUCCAGCACCUGGAGCAUGACGGCGCACGCCACCACGUAUGAAGCAGCCCCGAGCUCCGCCCCCAAAGACCUGACCGUCAUCAGUCGAGAGGGACGACCCCGAGCCAUCCUCAUCAGCUGGCAGCCGCCCAUGGAGGCCAACGGGCGGAUCACCGGUUACAUCCUGUACUACACGCUGGAUAAGAACAUGCCGAUCGAUGACUGGGUGAUGGAGGCCAUCAGCGGGGACCGGCUCACCCACCAGGUGGUGGACCUGAACCUGGACACCAUCUACUACUUCAGGAUCCAGGCCAAGAACACCAAAGGAGUCGGCCCUCUGUCCGAGCCCAUCCACUUCAGGACGGCCAAGGUGGAGCAUCCUGAUAAGAUGGCCAACGAUCAGGGCCGAGGAGGAGACCACACCUUCUGGCCAUCAGACACCAACCCGAUUGACAGGAGCAGCAUCAACGGCUCCCCCAUCGGCCAGAUGCGUCCUCCUCACGGCAGCGCCACGCCGCAGAAGAACAGCAACCUGCUGGUCAUCAUCGUGGUGUCGGUGGGCGCCGUCACCGUGGUGGUGGUGGUCAUCGUGGCGCUCAUCUGCACCCGCCGCUCCUCCGCCCAGCAGAGGAAGAAGAGGGCCAGCCACAGUGCCAGCAAGAGGAAAGGCAGCCAGAAGGACCUGAGGCCCCCCGACCUGUGGAUCCACCACGAGGAGAUGGAGAUGAAGAACAUGGAGAAAGCUCCCAGCGUGGCGCCGUCAGGACACGAAUCGCCCAUCCAGUCCUGUCAGGACCUCCCCCAGGUGGCUCACAGCCAAUCAGAGAGCCAGAUGGGCAGCAAGAGCAGCCACUCAGGAGCCGACGCUGACGAGGCGUCCAGCUGCAUCUCCACUCUGGAGCGCUCCCUGGCGGCCAGGAGGGGAACGCGAGGCAAGAUGAUGAUACCAAUGGACCCCCAGCCCAGCAACACGCCCGUGGUCAGCGCCAUACCGGUGCCUGCCCUGGACUCCUCUCAGUACCCCGGCAUCCUGCCCUCGCCGUCCUGCGGCUUCUCCCACAGCAAGUUCAGUCUGAGACCGAUGCCGUUCCCCAGCCUGACCGUGGACAGAGGAUACACUCCAGCCAUACCCACGGACUCCUCCACCAACCCCCUCCUCCAGCAGCAGCCCCCGCCCCAGCAGGCCCCUCCGCUGAUCCCCGUCUCCGCCGCCCCGCCGGGGGAGCUCGUCCCCACGGUGGGGCCGGUCCCGGGGGCCCCCGCCGCCCCGGCCGCCGCGGAGGACGCCCAGGCCGGGGGCAGCCGGACCAUCCCCACCGCCUGCGUGCGGCCCAGCCACCCGCUGCGCAGCUUCACCAACCCGCUGCUGCCUCCGCCCAUGGGCACCAUCGACCCCAAGGUGUACACCUCCAUGCUGCCGCAGUCCAGUGCGAGCCUGCCGAAGCCUCAGGUGAAGACGGCGUCCCUGGGUCAGGCCGGUAAAGCCCGCUCGCCUCUGCUGCCCGUCUCGGUGCCCACAGCGCCGGACCUGCCCGAGGAGGGCGGAGCCAAGCCUGCCGAGGACUCAGCUGCCAACGUUUAUGAGCAGGACGACCUGUCGGAGCAGAUGGCCAGUCUAGAAGGGCUGAUGAAGCAGCUCAACGCCAUUACCGGCUCGGCCUUCUAGCCUCCGCGGCGUCCCGGUGAGCCCGGCGCGGCGCGGCGGUCCCGGUCCUGAGCCACGGUCCGGUCCAGAAGCCUUCCUCAAGCCCGGAUGUCACCUGCCGCCCCGGCUCAGGUCAGAUCCGGGUCUGAAGAGGCCUCUGUGAACUCAGACCUUCUCAGCAGGAUUUGGAUCAAGGGAACGAAAUCGAGGACAUUUUUACCGCAGCACAGCAUCCAAGAACUCCGAGAACAGGACUUCCCUAGGAGUGGAACCCUACCAAGGCUUCGACCUCACACACAAGACUAGAAAAGCCAAUGCUGAGCGCCUCGACCUGAUGGAACAGGAGCCAAGAUCGUUCACAAAAAAAACAAAGCAGACGACGUUCUGAGAUCCUUCUGUUUCUCUGUGGUAUUUAUUAGCAUCCCUGAGUUCUCCUGACUGUACCUCACUCAUUCCUCAUGACCGCUGUGGGAAGGUUUCGUUUCUUUACACUCCGAUUUGCAGGAUGUGUGAAAGGUUUUGAUAAAGUGGUCCGAAAUUACACUCCAGAACACAAACACAUCCUUAACCACCAAAGUUUCAUCAGAGCUUCUUUUUUUUUUUCCCUCCAUGCAGACUCAGUGUUGCCGUCUCUGGUAUCUUGAAGUGAUCCUCGCUCAUGGAAGCGUAAAGCUGUGAAGCAGACUGGAUGAACCCUCUCACCAGACCCGGAGCCCCUUCAGUCUAGUCUAGUCACACUGCAGUCUCCACAAGCUUCCCGUCUUUCUCCGUCUGCUAGAGUCCCGGUGAGGGGGGGGUUAGAGUAGACCUGUUUACCGACGCCUGAACCACGACGCUCAAAGAACCAAAGUCAGAGAGAAAGAAGACGUGAUCACAACACAGCAGUCUGGGAUCCUUCAUUAAUCCUCUCUGGAUCCGGUUUCAAUCACACUGUAGCCAAACGGGGACUGUUGACUAGAUUAAGGAUCCUGUUUCUGGACUUUAUGCUCGUUUGAUCUCAGCGAGAAUUAAAAAGACAAAAAAUUCAAAGAUUUGAUGCUCUAUUGGAAAUCCGGGCCGAGGAGAGCGCACUGAGCUGUUUGGUUUAUUUUGUGAGAUGAUGUGGAAGUCAGUGAAAUCAUCCUUUGUCUUACUAUUGUUGCUCAUUAGGUGUGUGUGUUUGUGUUGGGGUGUGUGUGUGUGUGUGAUGUGUUUGGACUUCUCAUCAGAAGAACUCGUGUACCUCCGUCCACCCACAUGGAUAUAAAAACAACAACCCUCCAGCUUCACUUUCACGUCACUUCAGGGGCUUCACUUUGUUUUCUGACGUUUUUUUUAUACAAAACUGAAAAGACAAACACAAAAAAAACUUACUCCACAAAGUCUAUUUUUACAUGAAGUGUCCUGUCAGAGCUGUGUCGGUUUUCUUUAACAAAGGUGUGCAGAAAGAGAAUUUACCCACAAACACGGAUCCUCCACCUUUAAAGGUACAGUGUGUAAAGAUCCAGACCGAGACAUUAACGGGCAGGAGAGAGACGCUGCGGCCGCCGCCGAGGCCGCGGUGCGUUUGAACGUCUGUCCCAGCGAGCGAUGCGAGGGGGGCGGAGGCAGCCGCAGUACGGAGGCCAAUUCGUAUGCAGGGGAGGUUUGUGCGCGCGAGCCUCAGAGGAACCAGGCCGUCAGUUCAUUACAGUUUCAGAUAUUAGGAUUCAGGCUCACGUUCGCCGAGCCGUUACACCGGCAGGAGAGAGUCCCGGGAUGGAGGAGAAGGAAAGGUAACGUCUCGGCG
This is a messenger RNA of Salarias fasciatus (jewelled blenny), 6432 nucleotides long. It is a transcript of the gene dcc, whose product is annotated as DCC netrin 1 receptor. Gene Ontology annotation, cellular component: membrane. Lineage: Eukaryota; Metazoa; Chordata; Actinopteri; Blenniiformes; Blenniidae. Gene Ontology annotation, biological process: cell-cell adhesion. The record is from RefSeq and is a predicted model, not a curated record. The transcript has 29 exons. Gene Ontology annotation, molecular function: protein binding. The coding region runs from base 141 to 4685 and encodes 1514 amino acids.